AUGAUGUUAGGACUGGUCACGAGUCUAGUUACACCUGUUCUCAGGGUGGAGGAGGCUCGUCGCAAGCUCGCACACGCCACCAUCGCAGGUAGCAUUGCUGUCGCAACAGUCACUAUCCUUUACGCAAAUAUUUCCAGCUGGGCUACAGUCAUUUCUCGAGUAUGCAAGCAGCAGCAAGAGUCAUGGAUUCGGGCUUAUUCCGAGUUGGAGCCAUGGAACGACCCGGUCGAGGAUCUUCGCAGGGACUUACAGAACAUCAUACCAUGCGCAUCUCAAAUAGCAGACACCACCACACGUUGUACCAAGCUCGCGGUACUGGUCAUUGAUGUACUCUACGCGCCGCAUGCACUCGGGCUGCGCGUUUAA
This is a messenger RNA of Suillus discolor, 366 nucleotides long. RefSeq lists its product as uncharacterized. The record is from RefSeq and is a predicted model, not a curated record. NCBI's taxonomy places the organism in Eukaryota, Fungi, Basidiomycota, Agaricomycetes, Boletales, Suillaceae. Bases 1 to 366 code for a protein of 121 amino acids. The transcript has 4 exons.